This is a messenger RNA of Carya illinoinensis, 778 nucleotides long. RefSeq lists its product as uncharacterized. The record is from RefSeq and is a predicted model, not a curated record. NCBI's taxonomy places the organism in Eukaryota, Viridiplantae, Streptophyta, Magnoliopsida, Fagales, Juglandaceae. The coding region runs from base 122 to 433 and encodes 103 amino acids. The transcript is spliced from 2 exons.
UACCCUCGUCCUUACCACAUUUCCACGUUCCCCAUCCUAUCUUUAACUUUCUCAGAAACUUCUGAACUUUUGUGUCCUCUCUCUCUCUCUCUCUCUCCAUUGGGUUUCUUGAGGCAUUUCAAUGUCCAUUUCUGAAGGCUCUUCUCCAGCUUCAAUAUCCCAGAGGGAAAACUCCCCCACAGCCAGUCCGAGUAUUCAAAUGGUUUCGAAGUCAGUAUCUGAGAGGCUGCUAGGGAAGUUCUUUGAUGCAUCCCAAUAUGACUUUGAUUAUGAGCAGAGUGGUUUGUGGUCUCCUCCAAUACAGCGUAGGGUGUUUUUGGACACACCAGGGAGCAUAUGUUCCGAAGAUGUGAUAUUCUCAAAACUAAAGAAUGCAAAGAAGGCAUGGAGGAGACGCAUAUUUUGUUUCAAUUUUGGCUUUUGGUGCUCUUGAAGAUUAUCUUGGUGCCACACCCUCACAAUGAUUACUUCGACAAAGCCAUGUUUUGUCUCUAUGUGUAGCGUAAAGGGCAAGAGAGACGCAUCCAGCAUCUACAAGUCGAUCUUGUUGCCCCCAAGAAAUAAAAAGGGGAAAAAAUUAGAAAUUACCUAGUCAAAAUUCUAAAAGUUUCAAAUCAAAAUAUAUAGAUCACCUCUGUAUGUGUGUGAUAUCUGCAGCUGCGUACGUAGGUACAUGCAUGCAUGUAUUAGUUUUUUUUUUUGGGUGGCUUUUAUGUACUCAAAGAUGUGUUGUGCUCUCAUUACGAUAUAUUAAUCUACUUACUUGAAUCUUGUGUUA